Messenger RNA from Sclerotinia trifoliorum, 1932 nucleotides. The record is from the annotation of a GenBank genome assembly. NCBI's taxonomy places the organism in Eukaryota, Fungi, Ascomycota, Leotiomycetes, Helotiales, Sclerotiniaceae.
AGGCAGAGCAUUGACUAUCCUUAAAUGGACAGUUUAGGAAGGAAGCAAUUCCUUCGCUGCGUUAUUUUCCUAUAAUAUCUCUUAUCCUCCUCUUCAAGUCGAAGAGCUUCUGAAUCACUUUGUCAAUUUCUAAGUGCCUAGUAUUCAAUAUCACCGUCACUCCUUACGCGGUGCAAUCUCCUUCUACCUCGGUCAUUUAUUCUUAUUAUUUUAUAUUUCACUUUUAGCAGUGGUAUAGCUCAUCUUAUCUUGUUUAUCUAUUCACUAAGAAUCAAUUGUCCGACAAUCCUUCUUUGUUGAGUGACUAUAAGAGGGUAUUCGUUAUUGUCUUUGCUGUUCACAGUAACACAGCAAGAACAAUAGCAUUGGAACUCGACAGCUUUCCAUAUAUUUUCCUGUUAGUUUGACUUCAAGACACUCAUUAAAAUCACACUCUACAAAGAACUUCAACACUUUCAUUGAAAACUCCACGAAGUUAAACUUUCGAAGCUAUCAUCAGGAACAACACACGAAAUUCAUUCGAUCUUUACAACUAAAAAUAUGCCUUCAAAUCAAAUGUUCAGUCGCAUCGGUGCUGCGUUGAUUCUCGCUGCUGGCAGCGCGAACGCCGCAUAUGUUAUCAACCACUCGUAUGACCACACAAACUUCUUCUCUCAAUUCAGCUUCUUCUCUGGUGUUGAUCCAACUCACGGCACGGUGGCAUAUCAAGACGCGUCUUCUGCCAAUAAAACAGCACUCGCUGGAUAUACCAACAACGCUGGUGUCGAUGCCGUCUACCUCGGAGUAGACCAUACUACCGUGCUCACAGGAACUGCUGGAAGACCCUCAACUCGUGUGACCUCAAACAAGGCUUACACUCACGGCUUGUUCAUCGCUGAUGUCGCCCACAUGCCCGAAGGAUGCGGAACUUGGCCUGCAUUGUGGAGUUUUGGUGAAGACUGGCCAACACGUGGAGAGAUGGACAUUAUCGAGGGAGUGAACGCUGGAACCACAAAUCAGAUGACACUUCAUACUUCUGAAGAUUGUGUCAUGAAAAACACUGGAUCUGCCUCUGGCACCACUCUUGUCAACGGAGACUGCAAUGCUGGCAACGCAAAUACGGGAUGUGGUCAGACAGUCAAAGACACAGUUACAUACGGUCCAGGGUUCAACGCAGCUGGAGGUGGUGUCUAUGCAUGGGAAUGGACCUCAGACCACAUUGCCAUCUACUUCUUCCCUCGUUCAGCCAUUCCAGAAAAUGUCCAAUCUGGCAACCCAGACCCAAAAAAAUGGGGAAAGCCAACGGGCAUGUUCACGGGUAGCGGUUGCGACAUAGAUACUCAUUUCAAGCAGCACAACAUUAUCCUCGACACUACUUUCUGUGGUGACUGGGCUGGUUCAGUCUGGACAAGUGGAGGUUGCGCAGCUAGCACUAAAACUGCCACUUGCGAAGCAUACGUUAAAGCCAACCCAAGUGCAUUCAAGAACGCUUACUGGAUCAUCAACUCAAUCAAGGUUUUCUCCUCAAAAUAAUGAGGCAGUAAGAAGGAAGUCAUGGAUGAGCCGACAUCUUGGGGGCGCUAGACACGCUCUUUUCAAAUUCAAUCCUUUUCUAUUUACCACAUUCACACUUUUUUUCACCUCUUACACUUCACACUAUGUUUUCAUGAAUAUUAUUUUUGUACUUUAGCUUGCGUCGAUAGAUUCUUUGGCGUUCAGCAAGGGAAAUACCACAACUUCAUUCGCAGCAUUGGCAUCACUUUGUAAAGCGGAGGGCGUUUUGGUUGAAAAGCACCUACAGGAUUGACUGCUGGAGCUGAUUUACAUAAAGAUACCUAUCAAGGGGGAUGAUUGAUUUUUUUGGUGGACAUGCAGAUGCAUGAAGAAAAUGUCGUACUCUAAAGAUUACCAUUUAUUUUCCUGUAUUGCCAAUUUUUGUUCAAUGAUAACUCC